Effrenium voratum is the source of this 1203-nucleotide messenger RNA. The record is from the annotation of a GenBank genome assembly. NCBI's taxonomy places the organism in Eukaryota, Dinophyceae, Suessiales, Symbiodiniaceae.
AUGUGGCGCUUGCUGAAGUCUCCGCCCUCGGUGAUGCGGGAGCCCACCAUCUUGGCUUCGGCCCUGCACAGUUCGGCGCCCUGGUCGGCCAAGCACGCCGAGGCGACUGCUUUGAAGCAUAGGCUGGAAGUCUUGGCGAAGAAUUUGGACACCGGCGAAGGCGAGGCUGUGGACUACGACUGGGUGCAGCGCUUCGUGGCUGCGCACACCCGGCUGGUGGAGCUGGGCUGCCGCUUAGAGGGUGGCCUUGUCAAUGUAGACGCGGAGGUGCAUCGGCUGCAGCAGGUCCUUGUACAUCCCCGGGUGCUGGGGGCUUUGCAAGGGGAACCUGACAAAGGCUCGGUGGAACCCCCUGCCUCGCCGGGCCAAGUUUUCCAUUACGGGGAAAACGACGCCCAGGAUUGUGCCGAGGAUUUGGAAAGCACCUACGAUGCCUUCGAGCGCUUUGUGGAGGAGGUGGCCCUGGCAUUGGCUGCAGAUGCCUUGAAUGCCGCAGAACGUGGCUCGAGCGGGUGCGGCCGACUGCCUGCAAAUGCAGCAGUUCGCAAUGAGGUGAACCUUGCGGGUGCAGCCGCCAAGACUGGCUGCUUCGCUUGGAGCGCCGGGUCCUGCGUCGUGGACUUUCGGCUUGUGCAGCGCAUCGAGUUUGACUUUGACGUCAAGAGCUGCGGCUCCGUGUGGGCGGCGCCGCUGUGGAUCUCACCACAUCCCUGGGACAGCCCCGCAGCCACCUCGGGGGAGGUGGACUUCGUAGAAGCCUGCCCCGUGGGACAGAUGUACACUAACUUUGCCUGUGGUGGCCACGAAGAAGCGAUCGGAAAUGCAGACAACUUGGGUGGUCCAAAGCAUUUCAUUAUGACCUUUGAUGGCACCACCUCCUUUACCUCCGGCGGGACAUUGAGGACGCAAAUCUGCGAGCUUGGCCCUACGAACUGCCGAAACUCUGCUUUCUAUCCAGAUUUCUUGAGCCGGGUGGACCCGACAAAGGGCAGAGGCACAAGCUUUCCGUACACAUUCCUGUCUGACAUUUGGAACGGCUUCGGCGGCGAUUCAGGGUGGACGGGUUGCAAGGCGCGCAACAACCCCAACUCCCAGUGCGAGUACGCAGUUCGCAACAUCAAGGUCUACACGUGGAGUGGGGCACCCAUGUUCGGCGGUAAAUGCGCAGCCUUGAAUGGCAACGUGGAGGUGCAGAUCAUUUAG